CUGGCCUAAGUGGACAGACAGAGCGACAAGACGGUACGAUAUGAGCCAGCUGUGGAGGACGGGGGCAGCUCUGGUGGCGCUGCUGGCGGCCUGCGGGGGCCGCUGCCAGCUGGUGCCGGGGGCGGGCGCCGUGCUGGACUGGGAGGCGGCGGCGCGCGGACAGCCGCACAUCGCGAGGGACGCCCUCGGAGCCGCUCUCAGGGACAGACUGCGAGGCGCGCCUGAGUCGGUAGGCAGCCUGCAGGACAUCCUGACGCAGGCGCAACAGCCGCGCCAGCAGCAGCAGCAGCAGACGCAGCACCAGUCGCGGGGUAGAGCGGAGGCGUGGACGCAGUCUCCGACAGCGCGGGAGCUCGGGGAGCCCCGUAGACAGCGGCCAGAGCCCGCGGCGCCCGGACAGGACAGGGUGGCGCCCUCCACUGCAGACACUGUGGAGCGCCCCUACCAGUACCAGUACCAGUACCAGCAGCAGCACCAGCAGCGCGGCGGUCCCGUCAACAGCAUCCAGGACGUGCUGCGGCAGGUAGCGCCUCUGGAGGGUGCCGCUGCUGGACCUGGAGGCAGUGCCGGAGGCGGGGACUACGGCUACCCCGCGAUGGGGCCGCUCGCUGCAUCACCUGUUCUAGCGCAGCUCCCAGGGCUCUUCGGCAGGCAACUGAAUGCUGGGCCGUUCCCCGCACAGCAAUUGGCCGCAGGGGCCCCGCUGAUGCACGCUCUGGACGCGCUGGCGACGAUGCAGCUGCUGCGGCUGGGCGCGCAGGGCGCCGGCCUGGGCCCUGCGGUCCUGGGUUCGAGCCUCGCGCCAGCCGCCGCCCCACCACCAGACCCGCUCAUGGCGCUCCUCGUGGCCAUGGCGCAGCCCUUCCCACCCGUCGGAUGAACACUGUCGUGUGUCGUACUCCUACGGGACACUGGAACAGUUUGCCGACGGUCACCAUCUUCUACGCAUGUCAUUUGGUGCUCGUUUGGAACCAUAUUCCAGCUAAAACUUUCCCACACACACUUCGCUUACCAGCGCAGUGAACUGACGCAGUGGUGUGGAAACACAGUGUACCUCCUGACCACAGUAACCAAAUGUCAACUACCAACGUUACCCAUCCAAGAACUACGAUACUCCUUUAGCUCGUCCAAAUAACUUAAUGCAGCAACGAAAAAUGUCCACCAAAAUAGGAAAAAAAGGAAAUAAGUAAACAUCCGUUUCUUUUGUAUUACAUCGACGAUGUAUACAAGCAGACUGAAGCGACAAAUAAGAAUUUGUAUCAAUGGCGGGAUUUGAACCAAGGAUUCCUGGUCAUUAGGCAGAUGUACUAACCACCAUGGCACCUUGGCACAGUUGCUAAGCCAUUCUAUUUCGUUUCCAAAAUUACGAGAAAGGUCUUUUCUCAUAAAAUCACAUGGGGAAUACGGUGAUCUAUAGCGAGAAUCUCCAGAAUGAAUUUUCACUCUGCAGUGGAGUGUUCACUGAUCUGAAGCUUUCUGGCAGAUUAAAAUUCUGUGCCAAAACUUCCAACCUGAGACCAUGGACUUCCCCAGGCUUAUGCUCUCCUGCCUGAGAAGUCUAAGGCUAACUUAUAUUCGUCCGCCUCGUUAGCUGCUCGGCCAGAGGUUUCUCCACUCCGGGACUGGGUGUUGUGCUGCCCUUACUUUCGUGUCGUUAUAAAUGACGUUACUAUUUAGAUGGCUAAAAUGAGUUCGUCCCGAAAGCAAAUAAAUUUAAAAAGAAAAAAAUUCCUCACUAUCCGUUUUUAUAGAUUAAUUUCCGCCAGCAGAUGUCUUACCUCCCAAACCCCUCCCGUAAAUCUUGCACGCCUAACAUUUCUGGAAGGAACUGCAGAGUGAAAAUCCAUUCUGGUAACAAUCUUGAAGCCUAUGGAUAACCCAGUUCUCCGCCAUGCCCUUUCUUCUGUAGUGCUAGUCCUGCAAAUUACGCAGGGAAUGUUGGUGCAUUCUGGAAG
Messenger RNA from Schistocerca gregaria, 1955 nucleotides. RefSeq lists its product as uncharacterized. The transcript has 5 exons. NCBI's taxonomy places the organism in Eukaryota, Metazoa, Arthropoda, Insecta, Orthoptera, Acrididae. The record is from RefSeq and is a predicted model, not a curated record. Bases 41 to 880 code for a protein of 279 amino acids.